Messenger RNA from Meyerozyma guilliermondii ATCC 6260, 441 nucleotides. RefSeq lists its product as uncharacterized. Bases 1 to 441 code for a protein of 146 amino acids. The transcript has a single exon. NCBI's taxonomy places the organism in Eukaryota, Fungi, Ascomycota, Pichiomycetes, Serinales, Debaryomycetaceae. The record is from RefSeq and is a predicted model, not a curated record.
AUGCUCAAUGAAACUCACCCAAUAUCUAAUCUCAAUGGCAAUGACUUAACAGCCAUUCUCACUGAAGAGUACCAUAUAGCAGCUUCAUCUGGCAGUUCGCGCACCGCCCUGUGCAGUCCACAUCACCGAAUUUCUUCAAAAAUAUCCACAACUCUUCUCAUCAUGUCUGCAUUUGGAGGCAACAAUGGCACCAAUCUGGGCACAGGAGGAGCGUCUCCGUUUCAGUUUACGCUGCUGAACCAGAAUCUGAAACCUGCUUUUGCUUUUGGGUCGUCAGCAACUUCCAAUAAUCAAUCCAACAACACAAACAACUCAAACACCAACAAUAAUACGACUACAAAUACUUCUGGUGGUCUCUUCGGCGGUUCUGGUUUCGGAUCGAACCAGGGGGGGGUUCGGAUCUGGGAGCACGGGCGGUGGAAAUGCGUUUGGAUCCACUAA